CGGCCCAGACCCUCGCAGCUGCGCCGGAGGGGGGGGGCCAGCCUGGACACGGAUCUGUCCGCGUGGCCUGCUCGUGCCCGGGCAGAGGUCCCAUGCUGCGCUGACGCCUGCGCGGUGGGCCGGGAGGGUCUGCAGGCGCGGGGCGCCGUGGCCGCAGCUCAGGCCCGGUGCCCGCAGGUGUGGCGCGUGGCCCUGCAGGGCCCCUGCUACGUGACGCUGCUCAUGACGGCCUCCGGCCUGCUGUGGGGGCGCCUGCUGGAGCUGCGGCCGGCCCAGACCGUCUUCCUCUCCACCUGCCUGUCCCUGUCCAGCACGCCCUUGGUGUCCAGGUUCCUGGCGGGCAGUGGCCGGGCUGACAAGGAAGGCGACCUGGACUACGGCGCAGUGCUGCUGGGCAUGCUGGUGACGCAGGACGUGCAGCUGGGCCUGCUCAUGGCCGCCGUGCCCACACUCGCCCAGGCCGGAGCGGGUGCCCACCCUAGGCGGCAGGCACAGUGGACGGCCCCGGAGGCCCCGCCCCCGCCGCCCGGGUCCUGGACGGGCCUCAGCCGCCCCCUUCGGGCCCCUCCAGGGCUGCCGCAGGGGCCAGCUCGGCUGUCCCUGCAGGUGUACCUCCUGGUGCUGAGCGUGACGACGCUCAGCCUGCUGCUGGCGCCAGUGCUGUGGCGAGUCGCCGUCGGGCGCUGCCUGCCCCGCCAGGAGCGGCGGUCCAGCCUCUGA
Molecule: messenger RNA, 720 nt
Organism: Condylura cristata (star-nosed mole)
Lineage: Eukaryota; Metazoa; Chordata; Mammalia; Eulipotyphla; Talpidae
Gene: SLC9D1
Product: transmembrane and coiled-coil domains 3
Exons: 3
Coding region: 223-720 (165 amino acids)
Biological process (GO): potassium ion transmembrane transport; proton transmembrane transport
Cellular component (GO): membrane
Molecular function (GO): potassium:proton antiporter activity
Source: RefSeq, a predicted model, not a curated record